Molecule: messenger RNA, 2178 nt
Organism: Cryptomeria japonica (Japanese cedar)
Lineage: Eukaryota; Viridiplantae; Streptophyta; Pinopsida; Cupressales; Cupressaceae
Product: protein NRT1/ PTR FAMILY 5.10
Exons: 3
Coding region: 236-2023 (595 amino acids)
Biological process (GO): transmembrane transport; dipeptide transport
Cellular component (GO): membrane
Molecular function (GO): tripeptide transmembrane transporter activity; dipeptide transmembrane transporter activity
Source: RefSeq, a predicted model, not a curated record
UUUGUUGGACAAACAGUUUGAUCUCAAGAUGAGAAUCCUCUUUACUGUGAUUUAGAACUGUGAGCGAUCUAAAAUUUAAGCCUUGGGUGAGGUUAAAUUAGAUUUACUUAUAUAAAUAUCUCCAUGACAUGCCCCCACUCUUCACCACCCACCAAAGAUUAUAUAUUCUUCACAUAAGUGGAAUGUACUACAAUAGAGAAGGCAACAGAAAUCUAUCAGAAUCUGAUUUUUAGUCAUGGAGCAACAAUCCUCUUCCUCUAAAUCCCCCCUCACCAGUACACCCAACAACAGCAACAAUGUUGUUGAGGAUGGAUCUACAGAUCUCAAAGGAAGGCCAGCUCGCAGAGAUCUCACAGGAGGAUGGAAAGCAUCCUUUUUCAUAAUUGGUGUUGAAAUUGCAGAGAGACUGGCCUACCAUGGCAUUAACUCCAACUUGGUAACAUACCUUACUACUGUUAUGCAUGAGAGCACUGCUACUGCUGCAAAAAAUGUCAAUGUCUGGGCAGGUGCUACAACCAUGCUUCCCCUCCUUGGAGCCUUUGUUGCAGAUUCCUAUUUAGGCCGGUACUGGACCAUUCUUCUGUCAUCUGUUGUAUAUCUGCUGGGGCUAUGCUCAUUAAUUCUGGCAACAUCUAUCACAGUAUUUAGGCCCCCUCCAUGUGAUAGCACAUCAUUUAUCUGUCCCAAAUCCUCACCUUUGCAAGUGGGAUUCUUUUUCUUCUCCCUCUAUUUGGUUGCUCUGGGUCAAGGAGGUCACAAACCUUGUUUGGAAGCAUUUGGUGCGGACCAGUUCAGUGACAGAGAUCAGGAAGAAAGGAAGUAUAAGGCUUCAUUCUUCAAUUGGUGGUAUUUCGGUAUAUGCAGUGGUGUGGUCUUAUCUUCUUUUGGGCUUAGUUAUAUUCUAGAAAAUGUUGGUUGGGGUCUAGGUUUUGGUAUCCCAACAGUAACCAUGGCAAUAGCACUCUGCAUGUUCAUUUGGGGAACAAAGUUUUACCGUCAUAAACUGUCUGGUGCUAGUCCACUGACUCAGAUAAUCAGAGUCUUCAUAGCUGUGAUUCAUAAGUGGAAUGUCUCUGUUCCUUUGAAGGAAGAAAAACUCUCUGCAGUUCAAGAACAUGGUUUGAAGGUUGAAGUGAGGAGGCACCUUUUACCUACAAAGCAGUUGAGGUUUCUAGACAAAGCAACAGUGAGGACUGAAUCGGACUAUGAGAACAAAUCAGGAAUCAACUGGAGACUCUGCACAGUCACAGAAGUUGAAGAAGUGAAAUUUGUUCUAAGGUUGUUUCCCAUUUGGGGGGCUUGUUUGAUGUAUGGAGUAAUCUUUGCACAAUCACCAACAUUUUUCAUAAAGCAGGGAAUCACCAUGGAUAGGAAAAUUGGCUCAAGCUUUGAAAUCCCUGCAGCAAGCUUGCAAGGCUUUAUUGCCUUGUCUAUUAUUGUAUUGAUCCCUGUAUAUGAUCGCAUAUUUGUUCCAUUUGCUAAACAAAUAACUGGUGUUGAGCGUGGCAUAACCUUGCUCCAGAGAAUAGGUAUUGGUAUCUUUUGUUCCCUUCUGUCCAUGGUUGUUGCAGCAUUGAUAGAAAUGAAAAGGCUUCAGGCGGCAAAAGAUCAUAUGGUAAGAGGCGUGCCCAAUGAAACAAUUCCAUUGAGCUUUUUCUGGUUGCUACCACAAUGUAUUCUCCUUGGCAUAUCAGACGUAUUUGCACAGGUAGGAUUGCAGGAGUUCUUUUAUGACCAGAUGCCUGAUACGAUGAAGAGCUUGGGCAUUGCUUUGUACUUGACCAUUUUAGGUGUUGGUAGUUUCAUGAGCAGUAUCUUGAUUUCCAUUGUUGAGAGUAUAACUAACAGAGGCAAGGAACAGAGCUGGUUUGCAGACAACAUAAACAAAGCUCAUUUGGACUACUAUUAUUGGCUUCUCGCUGCAUUAGGUGCACUUUUUCUCUGCAUCUAUAUCUCCCUGGCUGGUUGCUUCAUUUAUAAAGAAACAGAAUGCAACGAUAGCUAUGCUGAGGAGACAGCAUGAUUGGCAAUGGUUCCUCUUAAGAAAUGGGUAUUUAGGAUGCAGAAGAUCACCACAUGAUCUUUACUUACUGGUCUUUUGCAAACUGAAUAGUCAUCUCACAUCUCAUCGUGUAUAAAUCUAUGAGAAGUUCUUUAACACCAGUUACAGAAUGGUAA